CAUUUGAAGAAUAACAUAGGGGAUAAACUACAUUUGAAGUUCAACUACAUUCUCUUUUCAAAGUCACAUUGUCUCUUCAUCCUUCAAUUCAAUUUUCACCUUUGAAGACAAUCAUGACUCAUAUUGAAGAAGGAGAUUAUGCCAACACAGACACCACGGAACUCGAGGUGAAGUUUUGUUGGCAGACACUACAAGGAAAUAGGAAAGAAGUUGAGAAACUAUACGAAUUAGAUGUAAAAUUCAGCACAAUAAACAUUAACGAAAGUAGAGGGACAGCACUCCACGUGGCAGUAAACGAAGGCAAUCAAAGUGUUGUUGGAAGACUUGUUAAUUCAAUAUUAUUUUAUGGAAAUGUGGUAGCACUUAAAACGAAGAAUGAGAAAGGGGACACACCUUUGCACCUUGCAGCAUCACAAGGGUUUCAAGAAAUUUGUGAGUGUAUAAUUGGAAAAAAUGGUGAAAGGACCUAUUUGAAUUACAUUCAUAAUGAGAAAGGAGAGACGCCUUUGUUUCUUGCUUUACUUUCUUGGCAAAAAUAAACAUUUUUGUAUUUGUUCUCUUUUUAUGAGAUUAAUUGUGAUGAAGAAAAAUUGAAAGUUCUUAUUAGGAGCAAUGGAGAUAGUAUCUUUCACUGCGCCAUUCAAAAUGAAUUUUUCGGUAAGAUACAUAUUAUGAGUUUGAAUAUUAUUGAUUGAUAUAAAAUACAACAAUGAUAGAGUCUUUUAGAUUAAA
Cicer arietinum (chickpea) is the source of this 732-nucleotide messenger RNA. Lineage: Eukaryota; Viridiplantae; Streptophyta; Magnoliopsida; Fabales; Fabaceae. The record is from RefSeq and is a predicted model, not a curated record.